ACCACUGAGCCCGACUGGGCGGCCUCUGCGGGGGCCUGGACGCGGCGACCCCGGCGCGGGCCUGCGGUCGUUGCUCGGGCCUCCGUGGCCAGGCCGACCCCGCCUCCCCCAGCGCCCGGGCCAGCGAGGUCGGACCUCGGGCAUCCGGUGGCGGUGUGCGGCCGAGCGGAGGGCGCUGGUGAGCCAAGGGUGGCGGAGCGCACCGGCCACCUGGCCCUCUGUGGGGCUCAGGGUUGGUUGGUGUGGCUACAGCGCCCUAAGCUGGGCGCGCCAGGGGUGGGGACAGUCUUCCCAGCAUCUGAGGAGGAAGCGCGUUGUCACCUGUACGUGGACAUCCUUUAGGAAGGCAAGCUGACCUCAGGGAGGAGACCCAGAGAACCCUAACUGCAGGGUCUUAGGACUUCCUCCAGGCGUUCCCGGGGAAUCCGGGACUCCAGCCAUGCGGCCACUGGAUCUGCCCCCGAAGAAGCACCCCAAGCCAGGAAGGGAGUCUCCCGGGUUCUCUUUGCGCCCAGUUGGUGACCUCUGACUUGCAUCCCUGACGUCGCUGUGUUGCCGGCAGCCCAGGCAGGAGCUUCUCUCUGGAGGGUAGGGCCAACGUGGGUGACCGCUGGCCAGGCCCGGAUUAUGCCGUCCAAGUCAGCGUGCCUGCGUCACACGGAGGCGCCUGGGCAGCUCCAGGGACAGCUUCCCAACACAGACAAGGACCUUGUCCCAAGCACAGGCUCCCUGCCUGUCACCCACUGUCAAGACCCAGAAAAGAGCCCCAUGCCUCCUCUCAGCAUUCCAGCAAAAACCAGCAACCAGGACUCACGAAAAAUGGCAAAGCCCCUCGCCCCCCAGCCCCCCAUGAGGCCCAGGCUGGAACGAGCACUGUCCCUGGAUGACAAGGGCUGGAGAAGGAGGCGUUUCCAAAGCAGCCAGGAGGACCUAGCAGCCCAGGACGGGGCCAGCCCCUGCAGGAGCUCCAUGCAGGACACCGCCUACGGUCACACCCUGCCCUGCCUGAGCACAUCCUUACAGGAGAUCCCCAAGCUCCCCAGGGCCCCAAGCAGUGAGGGAGGGAGCCCAUCCUUGUGGAGUAACUGUCUCUCUGGGGUGAUGAGCACCUCGCUGGACCUCCUGCACAGGGAGGCUACCCCAGCACGGAGCUCCCCCAGGCUGCCUGGCCUGCGUCACCCACCCUCAGCUUCCCCCAUCGACCUGAAUGUGGCCUCUGACUCCCUGAGGACAGCAAGCAAGGUGGACUCAGAGUAUGCUGACCACAAGCUCCGCAUACAGACCAGGCUUGUCCGAGCCAACAGCAGCCUGGGCCCUGGCCGGUCCCAGAGCCCCCUGGCCUGUGACAACCACUCCCUUCACUCAGCCAAAUCGUCCUUCAGCCUCCUGGCACCCAUCCGCACCAAGGACGUCAGGAGCAGGAGCUAUAUGGAGGGGAGUCUCCUGGCCAGUGGGGCCCUGCUGGGGGCAGAAGAGCUGGCCAGGUACUUCCCAGACCGGAAUGUGGUGCUCUUUGUGGCCACCUGGAACAUGCAGGGCCAGAAGGAGCUCCCACCUAGCCUGGAUGAAUUCCUGCUGCCCACCGAGGCUGACUACACCCAGGACCUGUACGUCAUCGGGGUCCAGGAGGGCUGCUCUGACAGGCGGGAAUGGGAGACGCGCUUGCAGGAGACACUAGGCCCGCGGUACGUGCUGCUGUCCUCGGCCGCCCACGGGGUACUGUACAUGUCCCUGUUCAUCCGCAGAGACCUCAUCUGGUUCUGCUCAGAAGUUGAGUGCUCUACCGUGACCACGCGCAUCGUGUCUCAGAUCAAGACCAAGGGGGCCCUGGGCGUCAGCUUCACCUUCUUUGGCACCUCCUUCCUCUUUAUCACCUCUCACUUCACCUCUGGAGAUGGAAAGGUGACAGAGCGACUGCUGGACUACACCAGGACCAUCCAAGCCCUGGCCCUGCCCAGGAACGUGCCAGACACCAACCCCUACCGCUCCAGUGCAGCGGAUGUCACCACGCGGUUUGAUGAGGUGUUCUGGUUUGGAGACUUCAACUUCCGCCUAAGUGGUGGGCGUGUGGCCGUGGAGGCCAUCCUGAAGAAGGAUGUGGAGGUGGACGUGCAGGCGCUGCUGCGGCACGACCAGCUUACCCGGGAGAUGAAGAAAGGGUCCAUCUUCAAGGGCUUCCAGGAGCCGGACAUCCACUUCCUCCCAUCGUACAAGUUCGACAUCGGAAAGGACACCUACGACAGUACCUCGAAGCAGAGGACCCCCUCCUACACGGAUCGGGUCUUGUACAAAAGCCGCCAAAAAGGUGAUAUCAGCCCCUUGAAGUACUCCUCCUGCCCUGGGAUCAAAACGUCUGACCACCGCCCUGUGUACGGCCUGUUCCGGGUGAAAGUGAAACCAGGACGAGACAACAUUCCACUAGCUGCUGGCAAGUUUGACCGAGAACUGUACUUAAUAGGAAUUAAAAGACGGAUUUCAAAAGAAAUUCAGAAACAGCAAGCGCUGAAGAAUCAGAACUCCAGCACUAUCUGUACUGUUUCCUGAAGCUGUCCAACAGGGAUGUGGCAUGGCAGCAUGGGAGGGCAUUUGACCAGAAGUAGCAGGAAAGACUCAGCUUUUGCUCUCAGGCACUUCUCACCCUUUUUGGGGUCCUGAUGAACUGCUGCUAGGGGCUGUCAUGUUUUCUCACCAAGAAGCCUCCAGGACAGUGGUGGGCUAUGACCACUGUGUCCAGACCGAGGAAGGAAGCCACCUGCGUGUAGCUAGGCAAGCCUGUCCUUUUUUUGUGACACAUCCCCACAGGCACCUACCUGGCAGUGUCACACCUUGUCACAUGCAGCAGCAACAGUAGUCUGCCUCAAACAGCUCCCAUGUUCUGGAGAGGAGCAAUCUCGCUUCCUGCGGCCAGCACUGGCAGCCUCUCCCUCAGCCUCCUAUAUUCAUGUCCCCAUGCUGGAGCCCAAGUGUCUGGCCCCAAGGCCUCCUAGAGGCCCGUCUCCCUCAGAACCCUCCCCACAGGUGUCUGUGGAGGGGUGGGGUCGAUGUCAAGCAUCAGCUGGGGACUCAGAGCACAGCUGCCCUGGGACACGCAGGGGCUGAGGAGCCAUCAGAGGCCGAAGUCAGAUGCUUCAGGGAUGUGCUGGGCUCCCCUCUGCCAGACUGAUAGCUCAGGGGGCCUCAGGAUCCUAAGUCCCGGUCCCAUGGGCUCCCACCACCCCUGCAACUGAGUAAGGACCACCCUGCCUCCCUUCCCCACAGGCCAGGCCUGGCCACGUGAAACUCCUUGUUUUAGGGAUUUCAGACCACUUGCUUUUGCGACACCAGCCACAGAAUGUGGCUGUUAGCAGUGGUGUUUGUUGUCCAACCUAUAUGCUAGGCAUUUCCACUUCCUUCUGGCUUCCUGUCCUUAAAGAGGGCUUAGACCUCGUUGUCACUUUCUGCGUCUUACCCCACCCUUUGAGAAGAAUGUAGCCUUUAAUGUACAGAAAUCUAGGGACUUCCUCACCA
Castor canadensis (American beaver) is the source of this 3507-nucleotide messenger RNA. It is a transcript of the gene Inpp5e, whose product is annotated as inositol polyphosphate-5-phosphatase E. NCBI's taxonomy places the organism in Eukaryota, Metazoa, Chordata, Mammalia, Rodentia, Castoridae. Gene Ontology annotation, molecular function: phosphatidylinositol-4,5-bisphosphate 5-phosphatase activity; inositol-polyphosphate 5-phosphatase activity. The record is from RefSeq and is a predicted model, not a curated record. Gene Ontology annotation, biological process: phosphatidylinositol dephosphorylation. Gene Ontology annotation, cellular component: axoneme; nucleus; Golgi apparatus.